Messenger RNA from Phytophthora sojae, 660 nucleotides. RefSeq lists its product as hypothetical. The annotation marks the transcript as partial. The record is from RefSeq and is a predicted model, not a curated record. Lineage: Eukaryota; Oomycota; Peronosporomycetes; Peronosporales; Peronosporaceae. The transcript has a single exon. Gene Ontology annotation, molecular function: protein binding.
AUGGAGCCCCCACCUCCCCUCCGCGUCGGCUUGCUGGCGCUGAAGAGCCCGUUCCAGGGCCUCCCGCCCGUGCUCGACCUGGUGACCUCCUUCCUGCUGCCGCCCACCAUCGACCGCGCCGUGUACCGCAGUCUGCACCGCGUCCUGGCGGUCUACGAGCCCUCUCGACCGUACACCGUCGGGGCCAUGGACGGCUCCGCAGCCGCCGGACGCCUCGGGCUCGUGCAAUGGCUACACGCCAACAGAAGCGAGGGCUGCUCGCCCGCCGCCUUCAUUGGCGCGGCCGCCCACCGCCACUUCACCGUCCUCGAGUGGCUCUACGAGCACUACCCGCAGGUGGCGGACCCGGCCCGAGAGCUCGUCGUAGCGGCCCAGCACAGCCGCAUUGAGGCGCUGAGCUUCCUGCUGCCCAGAGUGAGGCGCGAGCAGGUGGAGCCGGCGCUCGAAGCUGCAGCCGCCAAUGGGCACGUCGCAGUGCUGGAGCACCUACUCAACCGACCGUACAGUAUGAGGAGGUCGCUGCUGGCUGCGGCGGAGAACGGGAGGACGCAGGUGGUGCAGUUCCUACUGGGGAGGGGGUACACAGACAGGUACAUGCUCGUGAACCCGGCGCUGAUUAAGGCGGCGGAGGGGGGACACUGCGACGUGGUGGAGUUGCUG